Messenger RNA from Lathyrus sativus (Indian pea), 246 nucleotides. The record is from the annotation of a GenBank genome assembly. NCBI's taxonomy places the organism in Eukaryota, Viridiplantae, Streptophyta, Magnoliopsida, Fabales, Fabaceae.
AUGAACGGUUUUCUCUUUCCUUCAUUGAUUCAUUCAUUCAUCUCUCUCUACGAUGCAAGUUUUGCAGAACGCCGGGAUCCACGUUUUUCGACAACUGCAUUUCAACGUAUCUCAAUACUUUCGCGCCUGAUUGCUACUCACUUUUUCUUCCAUUUUCAAGAUUUUUGUUGUAACCUACCAAGGUGGAGGAUUGUUAAAUUGAAGCAGAGAUUGUUCUUGUGUUUGAUAUUGGUUGUGUGUAUUUGA